Molecule: messenger RNA, 1642 nt
Organism: Macrosteles quadrilineatus (aster leafhopper)
Lineage: Eukaryota; Metazoa; Arthropoda; Insecta; Hemiptera; Cicadellidae
Product: ubiquitin-conjugating enzyme E2 R2-like
Exons: 5
Coding region: 390-1112 (240 amino acids)
Biological process (GO): protein polyubiquitination; ubiquitin-dependent protein catabolic process
Molecular function (GO): ubiquitin conjugating enzyme activity
Source: RefSeq, a predicted model, not a curated record
UCUGCUCCUUCUGUUCUGUUGUUUCUUGUCGUGUCGUUCGUGUUACCUUGUGUAGUUGUAGUGUUGUUGCAGCUGAUUGUGAUUUGUUUUAGUUCGAGUUGGGACACAAACUCGUGUUAAACAGUGAACUUUUAGUGCGUAUUCAAAGAAAAUUUGUGUGUUUCUUUUUAUUUUCUUGUUUUCUCACUGGUAGACCAAUGUUCUUGUUUUGAAAGUAUGUUUCUAACUUAUACCUCAUUUGCUAACUGUACAUGAAAGAUUUUCAUUGUCCGUGACGUCAUAGUUCAGUUAAAUAACUACUGUGUUUAAGCAUUUAUUGUCCAUGGCUAUUUAUUUUUGAAGAAUAUUUUGUUUGUCGAUUUAACGAGUGAUCAGUGGAAUAGGCCUAGAUGGCUCAACAGCCAACCAGUAGUGCUUUACGUGCUUUGGCCUUAGAAUAUAAGAGUUUACAGGAAGAACCAGUUGAGGGAUUUCGUGUAAAACUUGCUAAUGAUGACAAUUUAUUUGAGUGGGAAGUUGCAAUUUUUGGACCUCCAGAAACAUUGUACCAAGGAGGAUACUUCAAGGCUCACAUGAAAUUUCCACAUGAUUAUCCAUACUCUCCACCCACGAUUCGUUUCCUCACCAAAGUUUGGCAUCCUAAUGUCUACGAGAACGGAGACCUGUGCAUUUCCAUCCUCCACCCGCCCGUGGACGACCCACAGUCGGGCGAGCUGCCGUGCGAGAGGUGGAACCCGACACAGAAUGUCAGGACAAUUUUGCUGUCCGUAAUCUCGCUGUUGAACGAACCCAACACAUUCAGUCCGGCCAACGUGGACGCUUCGGUCAUGUAUCGUCGCUGGAGAGACUCGAAAGGCAAAGACAAGGAGUACGAAAACAUUAUCAGGAAGCAAGUGUCAGGUGGCCGAGCUGAGGCUGAGAAAGACGGAGUCGUGAUCCCUACAACUCUGGAGGAAUAUUGCAUCAAGACACAAGUGAAGAAGCCUGAGGCUCCAGUGGACAUGACAGACUUCUACGUAGACGACUACGACCUGGACGACGAUGACGAUGAUCUCGAGAUGUCCGGAGACGAGUACGACGACGGAGACGACAGUGGUAACGGCGAGUCAUGAUCCACGACACUCGCAUCAGAUAACACAGAAAUUCUUAGUGAAGAUUUGAGAUCUCAAGAUAAAUGUGUUAAAAAAUGUAUUAACAAUGAUAAAAUCGAGUAAAAUUUUCGUACGUUAAGUUAUAUCUGUUAUUUUCUUAUUUUUUUCGGUUCUGUAAAUUUAAUUUGUGUAUUUAUUUUAAAGUUGAAUUGAGUUGUGUAGGUUGUAAUUUGUAAUACGAGUUAGACUCUUUUUUUAAGUUUACGUUUAAGGUAGUUUAUUAACGGAUUGAAAAUAUAUUUUAGGUUUUGCAUCGGUACGCUGACAGCACCUGGCUAUAUACUUGCCUGUUUAGAUGUGUCGGGGUCGGAGUUGAUGUUUGUGUAAAGUUUGCGUAUUUCGAGUAGACUGUUCUGUGGGAGUGUACGAGCGAUCUUCUCAGCUUUUCUGCGUCCGGAUCUUAGCUGUGUUUGAAUCUUACUAUGUGAGAAUGCUGUUUAUAGUUAAUAAAGUGUAGUGUUUCUAAUAAAAAAUCAUUUAAAAACUAAUAA